Molecule: messenger RNA, 1656 nt
Organism: Entamoeba invadens IP1
Lineage: Eukaryota; Evosea; Mastigamoebida; Endamoebidae
Exons: 1
Coding region: 1-1656 (551 amino acids)
Source: RefSeq, a predicted model, not a curated record
AUGCCAAAAUCCAAACUUACAACCGACUUUGUAGUGAAAAAAAACGACGACAUGAAACCGAAGAAGAUGAGUAAAUCAUGGGCGGAGUUUAAUGAGGAAUUUAAGCAGCUUGAAAAAGCUAAACAAGCGAAGCUAUUAAAAACCAAGGAAGAUGAGCUUACAACACUUUUAGACGUUUCACCAAGUAAACAAACAAAAGUUUUGCAACUGCGACCAACAAUUGCAAAAAAAAACUCAUUGAAGAAAACCGUGAAAAAAGGCGAAGUUGAUGAUAUUGUGUGUGACGAGCCGACACGAGAAAAAGAGGAGUCUGAUGAAAUUGAGAGUGACCCAGAUGACUGGUCUAAAAAGUCAUUAAUUAACACUGAUAAGGAAAGCAGUAAAGGGGAAAAGACUAAAAAUGUUGAAAUUUUAAUCACGCCACUAGACACACAAACGGACGAAGUUACGAACAAUAUACACACAAAGACUUGGGUCAGUUCAAACAUUUUAAACGCACUUUCACAAGACCUUCAAACCAUUUCACCUGUUGUCUCAUUAGUAGAAAGACUCGAUUUCGAUGCAAAGCAUGAAAAUGUCAUAAACGACAAAAGCCAAACUCUAUUCACAGUGUCAGAUGAAGCACGGCCAAGGUCACAAAGUUUAAUGGAAGUAGAACUCCCCCGAAAAGAAAAUAAAGUCAAGCCAGUAGAUAUACAAACAGCAGAAAUUGAGUUAAAUGAACAUCAACAGACAAGUUAUCCCGAUGUUCAAGUGCCAAAAAUGGAGGACCUUUUACCUCAAAAAUGUAUUGAAAAAAUAGAAAAAGUGGAGAAAGUUGAAAAUAACAAAAACGAGAAGGAAGUGAACAAGAUGGAUACAAUGGAAAUUGAAGAAAUUGUUGAGGUCAAUGGUGAAAACAUCAAAACGCAAAUGGUUUUGAUAUCGCCAGAAAGAAAUGGAGUAAAAGAGAAAACAGAACAAAACUUAAAGAAAGAAGACAUACCGUCUGAUGUAAAAACGCAAGUCAUACCUUGUAAUAAGGAAACUCAGAACGAUCAAUCAAAGACGGAAGACGAAGCAAUGGAAGACACAAGAACAAUCACACAAAUACCAUCGUUUAAUGUUGACAACGCAACAUUAAACGCGGAUAUCACAACACCACCAAAUCAAGAAAACAGUUGCAAGGCGAAUGAAAUGGAAGAUGUGCAAGCAAAUGUUAUUACCGACGAACCCACUGUGUAUAACGAUAUUCUUGGCGAUGUGAAAAGUGAGGAGAGUGUGGAAGAAAAAACAGAUGAGAAUAAAAGAUAUGAGUUUGGUAUACCAGACGAUUUGUCGAGUGUUGAUGGGAUUGUUUUGGUGAAGUUUUUGGAGAAGCACUUUUACUGUGGACAAUUGCUUUGUUUGUAUGGGUGUUACCACAAAAAUCGGAUAUUUUCAUUGCUGAAGAAAGGAGAGGUGAGUAAAGACAAACUGCCUGCUGUUGGCAAAGAAAAGAAACUUGAACAACUUGAUGAGGAAUAUCCAUUAUUGGUAUCGAAAAGUCGUGCAGUGUAUAGUGCAUACACGGGUACUGUUCCAGACGUCGUGUUUAAUGAGCUUGAGACGCGAGACAGAGAGAUUAAAAAGAAGUUUAAAAAGGCGAUCAAAGAGAAUAACAAAGUUCUGCUCUAA